Molecule: messenger RNA, 363 nt
Organism: Leptonychotes weddellii (Weddell seal)
Lineage: Eukaryota; Metazoa; Chordata; Mammalia; Carnivora; Phocidae
Source: RefSeq, a predicted model, not a curated record
UUCCUGUCGGGAGUGGAUGCCUGGUGCAAGAUGUGCAGCGAGGGGGGCCUGCCCUCCGAGAUGCAGGACCUGGAGCUGGCCAUCCACCACCACCAGUCCUUGUAUGAGCAGGUGACGCAGGCCUACACAGAGGUCAGCCAGGAUGGCAAAGCACUGCUGGAUGUGCUGCAGCGGCCCCUGAGCCCUGGGAACGCGGAGUCCCUCACGGCCACGGCCAACUACUCCAAGGCGGUGCACCAGGUGCUGGACGUGGUGCACGAGGUGCUGCACCACCAGCGGCGGCUCGAGAGCAUCUGGCAGCACCGCAAGGUGCGGCUCCACCAGCGGCUGCAGCUCUGUGUCUUCCAGCAGGACGUGCAGCAG